Messenger RNA from Limanda limanda (common dab), 546 nucleotides. RefSeq lists its product as uncharacterized. Gene Ontology annotation, biological process: mitochondrial outer membrane permeabilization; positive regulation of apoptotic process. The record is from RefSeq and is a predicted model, not a curated record. Lineage: Eukaryota; Metazoa; Chordata; Actinopteri; Pleuronectiformes; Pleuronectidae. The transcript is spliced from 6 exons. The coding region runs from base 1 to 546 and encodes 181 amino acids. Gene Ontology annotation, cellular component: nucleus; mitochondrial envelope; mitochondrial outer membrane.
AUGUCUCUGUCCGGCUCACAGACACCAGAGGACGGACUCUACGGCUCCUGGGUCGAGCUGGAGGAGCUGAUCGCAGCCGUGAGCAGCAGGGAGAGUCUGACAGGGCCGCAGGACAGCAUCUCCUCCGCCCUGCACGGGGAGCUGGAGAGGAUCCUCCUGGAGGCGCAGCUGGAGUGUGAGAGGAGUAAAGACAGUCCUCCGCAGGUGGGGACUCCACGGUCCACUGGUUCCCCGAGACCCAGCAGUGAUCAGGACAGCGACUGUGUCACCAUACAGGAGGAAGUUGAGCGGCGAUCGGACACAGACUGGGUGUGGGAUUGGUCCAGUAGACCUGAAAAUAUGCCACCAAAAGAGUUUGUGUUUCAGCACCCGAAGCAGCCGAGCUCCCUCAGCGUUAGGAAGACAGAAGUGAUGAAGAGAGGACUCUUCUCCUCCGAUGUUCUCCUCAUCCUUGUUCCUUCGCUGCUGGCUUCACACCUGCUCACACUUGGAGUCGGGAUCUACAUAGGAAAGCGACUGGCUGCUUCCACAACUAGCACGCUGUGA